CAAACAUGGCGGCGGCCUUGGAAAAUGAAUUGGAUACAUUGGAUAACGAUGAUUAUUAUUCUUUACUCAAUGUCAGGCGAGAGGCGACACAAGAAGAGUUGAAGGCUUCAUAUCGAAGGCUGUGCAUGCUCUACCACCCCGACAAGCACAGAGACCCUGAGCUUAAGCGACAGGCGGAACAACUGUUUAAUCUAGUGCACCAAGCCUAUGAAGUUCUCAGUGAUCCUCAAUCCAGAGCCAUUUAUGACAUAUUUGGGAAAAGAGGGCUUGAAGUUGAAGGAUGGGAGGUGGUUGAGAGGAAGAGAACGCCAGCAGAGAUUCGGGAGGAAUACGAGCGGCUGCAGAGAGAGAGAGACGAGAGGAGGCUACAGCAGAGGACCAACCCAAAGGGAACCAUAAGUGUAGGAGUGGACGCCACCGACCUGUUUGACCGCUAUGAGGAGGAUUUCGAGGACAUGCCGGGCGGAGGGUUCCCCCACAUUGAAAUCAACCGGAUGCACAUAUCACAGUCUAUUGAGGCACCCUUAACAGCUAAGGACACAGCGGUCUUGGCAGGGUCUCUCUCCACACACAAUGGAAAUGGAGGCGGCAACAUCAACUUAUCCUUACGGCGCGUCACUUCUGCCAGAGGCUGGGGGGAGAUUGAAUUUGGCGCCGGUGAUACACGCGGACCCACGUUUGGAAUGAAAGUCUUCCGCAACGUCACUCAACGCUGCUUUGUGACUGCUCAGUGUGGGCUGCAGUUCUCCUCCCGCGGGGUCCGGCCCAGUGCCAGUACCAUGUGGGCGCGACACCUUGACCAGAACACCAUGGGCUACCUGCAGUGGCGCUGGGGCACCCAGUCCGCCAUGACCACCAGCAUUGUCAGAGACACCAAGACCAGCCACUUCACCUUGGCUCUGCAGCUUGGAGUGCCACACUCUUACCUGAUGACGAGCUACCAAUACAAGUUUCAAGAUGAGGACCAAACCAAGAUCAAAGGGUCUCUGAAGACGGGUUUCUUUGGAACAGUGGUGGAGUACGGGGCAGAACGCAAGAUCAGUCAGCACAGUGUGCUCGCAGCUACGGUCAGCAUUGGAGUCCCACAGGGCGUCUCACUCAAACUCAGGCUGAACAGGGCCAGUCAGACCUACCUCUUCCCCAUCCACCUGACAGAUCAGCUACUGCCCAGUGCUGUCUUCUAUGCCACUGUGGGACCGCUGGUCAUCUACCUGGCUGUGCAGAAGCUGGUCAUCACACCAUAUUUGCAAUCACAGAAGGAACAGGAGCUGGAGAUGCAGAGGGUAAACUCUGCGUCAGACAUUGCCAAGAAGAAGCAAGAGGCCGAGUCUGCCGUUCUGCUGAUGCAGGAGUCCGUGAAGAGAAUCAUUGAGGCCGAGGAGUCAAAGAUGGGUCUCAUCAUCCUCAACGCUUGGUAUGGCAAGUUUGUGACGGACAACAGCCGAAAGAAUGAGAGGGCAAAGGUCAUUGAUGUGACCGUCCCUCUCCAGUGUUUAGUGAAAGACUCCAAACUCAUCCUCACAGAAGCCUCUAAGGCUGGCCUGCCAGGGUUCUAUGACCCAUGCGUGGGGGAAGAGAAGAGCUUGAAGUUGCUGUACCAGUUCCGGGGUGCCAUACACCAGGUUCUGUCUGGGGACAUGGAAUCCCUCAGGAUACCCAAACAAUCACACAGGAUAGAGGCAGAAACAUAGGGGCCUUCCGCAGACAGCUGGGUUGACCAAUCCCACACAUGGAGGGUAGUGGAUGGGCCCAGGCCACAGGGGCCCAAUCUGGGCCCAAGCCUCACCCUCCCCCCUCCUCCUCCUCCUCCUUCUUCACCUCAUCUUGUUCGUUCUUCAGCUACUGUAUGUGCCGCCUCAUCUGUUCUUUCAUACCUCCAUCAGUCAGGAAAAAAUGAAAUCCCAACCGACUCCCAGACGCCCACAGAGGCCAAGAAGCCAUGCAUCGCAGAGAUAUUGGUUCUUUUUUUUAAUUUUAAUUAUUAUUUUAACCACUAAAAUGAUGCAUCGAUUUGCACUUUCUUUGCCCCUCCCUAUGAAAGGCCCAAAGCAUAGUUAAUAGUCACCUCAAGGGAGUAAUUUAGCUGUAUGGGGUAUUCCAGUCCCUCCAUGUUGAUGCCUCCUCAGAACAUGUGGUUAUGAUCUACGUAAAGCAUUGUAUUUUAAUGGGGAAGCCUACACCAUUCUAAAAAGAGGACAUAAGAAUAAGAUAGGUCUGAGAUGUUAUCAUCUCCCAGACACUGUUGUGGCCUGCAAGCUGAUGAGGGAGGCUAUGAUCUACAUUGACCGUUGUCAGAUGUGGUGAUGCACACACACCACGCGGUUCCGAGUACAAAUAUAUUAGUCAUGUGUUGAACAUGACAGUGCCUCCCAAUCAAAGUUCCGUAAUUGUCUGAAUAACGCUUAAACGAUCAAUAUCAUUGAUCUUUUGGACUAGCAUGUGGAUCUGCCACCAUUUAGUUUAGAAAAUGUACAGGGCCUGGUGCUAAAUGGUUCAGUUAAGGGACAUUCAUCCACCCUCAUUUUUGUACCUAGUAGUAGAUAUUUAUUGUCAGAUGUAACCUCAUGUCAGAAGAAAUAUACACGCUUAUUUGUCGUCACUCAUGAAGAUAAGAUAGAGACCACACUAACAGGCAAUGAAGUCUCCUUAGUAGAUGAUAUGAUUCUGUUGGUACUCCAACCAUUGCCUUGUCUGCUGCUAAGUAUUAUUUGUGUGUGUGUGUGUGUGUGUGGUGUGUACGUGAGUGAGAGAGCGAGCCAGGGUUAGCCUACAUAAGCUUUAUAUCUUACAUUCUAGGUGAACAUUAUCUAAAUUCAGUAAGAGAGUAGCGUGGUGAUGUGUAAGAAGCUGGGUUAAAGUUCUGAGUUGCGGUUUGUUGCUUGUUCACCGACCAAAUGAAUGACGAUUCACACGGAGAAGAGCACCGGUGGUGGCAAAAGGUUAAGAGACCAGCGAGAAAAUGUUUGGAUACAUUACAUGCAGUCAUUUUUAAUUUACUUCAAUGUCAUAGUACCAUCUUGUUGAGGCCUUCAUUUAGUAUGGCUGUUGAAAGAGCUGGGGCAUGUGGUACGCUGAACUCGACAUUAGCAUGUAGUUCCCUCAGAUACGUACUGUAGUUCACUUCCUCCAAGUGAAAUUUAGCAACUCUCCAUUAUUGUUGCUAAAACACACGACUCUCCUUUGUUUUGUGAUUAAAAUUUGUCUUUGUGUCUUGUAAGUGCCAUACCUUGUUUUCUCCUGCAGUUCGUCAGUUCAGGAGGCCUCUCUGGUGUUAUUUUACAAAGUCUGUUUGUCUUCUGUUGUGUAUCUCUUCAUGAGAUUGAGCCACACUAGUGUGUUUUCUGUUGUUUGAAAUGUGAAAUUAGGUCACAUGGACCUACUAUACGAUACUAAGAGGGAACAUAUAGAAAUAGAUAAUCCAUUUAAGUCAGCCAGUUUGCUUUCAUUCAGUUGAGAUGAAUGAACUUGACUAAACUAAAGCAAUUCAUGGAAAUGAAUGAGUUUUAUUUUGCUGUGCUCUAAGAAUGUGAACAAUGUCCUGGGGUCAGUGUGGAUGUGUCUCCAAAAUGCAAUAACCCUCAUUAGUCAUUACUGCACUGCUGCCGGUCACUAUUCAAUCGAGUUGUGUUCUUCUACUGAUACUAGGGCCAGUCCUUGAUAUUCAGUCUACAGAACACUAUUGGAACUUGAUGGCAAGUGACCCGAUACAGUUGCAGCCUUAAAACAGUAAGGCGGUGAUGGUUACGAGUGAUCCCACGUGUACCAAACUUAUGUAUCUGUUAACGCAUGCAUCCCUACUGUGUUGUGUUAGCGUCAAAACCUGUUUUAUCCCACAUCGACCCCUCAUCCUGGAACACCAAUACACACCAUGCAUCGGAAAGUGGAGGGGAUCCUCUGACCCGCGGCCCACCUGAGGUGCAAACUGGACUACUCCUGACAUUACUGUUACAUGGUAGCGUUCAGUCGUUUUAAAAACAUUAAAACAUCUCAAACUG
Sardina pilchardus (European sardine) is the source of this 3995-nucleotide messenger RNA. It is a transcript of the gene dnajc11b, whose product is annotated as DnaJ (Hsp40) homolog, subfamily C, member 11b. Bases 6 to 1691 code for a protein of 561 amino acids. Lineage: Eukaryota; Metazoa; Chordata; Actinopteri; Clupeiformes; Clupeidae. Gene Ontology annotation, biological process: cristae formation. The record is from RefSeq and is a predicted model, not a curated record. The transcript is spliced from 16 exons.